AUGCCGACCGGCGAGCCGGUUGUACCCGUGAAGGGCUGUAGUGACUCCGCGGUGUCCCCAGCCGGGAUCGUGCGGGUCCUGCCGGUACAGCCGACCUGGAGGAACCUCCUGGAAGCCCCCAGCACGAGUCCCUGGCAGCCGCUGGGGUUUUUAUUCCGAAAAUCUUCACUGACGAUUCAGUUUGUGGAAGGACAGUUUGUUGAUUCAUAUGAUCCAACCAUAGAGAACACUUUUACAAAACUGAUCACAGUAAAUGGACAAGAAUAUCAUCUUCAGCUGGUUGAUACUGCUGGCCAAGAUGAAUACUCCAUAUUUCCUCAGACGUACUCCAUAGACAUCAAUGGCUACAUUCUUGUUUAUUCAGUCACGUCAAUAAAAAGUUUUGAAGUGAUAAAAGUUAUCCAUGGCAAGUUAUUGGAUAUGGUGGGAAAAGUCCAAAUACCCAUUAUGCUGGUUGGAAAUAAAAAAGACCUGCAUAUGGAACGGGUGAUCAGUUAUGAAGAAGGGAAAGCUUUAGCAGAAUCCUGGAAUGCAGCUUUCUUGGAAUCUUCUGCUAAAGAAAAUCAGACUGCCGUUGAUGUUUUUAAGAGGAUAAUUUUGGAGGCAGAAAAAAUCGAUGGGGCAGCUUCACAAGGGAAGUCUUCAUGCUCAGUAAUGUAAUUCCACUGCAAAACGUGAAAACACUGGGAAUACAUUCUACCUGAAGAAGCAAAACUGCCCAUUAUCUUUAAGGAUAAACUAUGCUUCUUUUUUUUUUUUUUUUUUUUUUUCCUUUUUUUUUUUAACCUAAAA
Molecule: messenger RNA, 792 nt
Organism: Egretta garzetta (little egret)
Lineage: Eukaryota; Metazoa; Chordata; Aves; Pelecaniformes; Ardeidae
Gene: RHEB
Product: Ras homolog, mTORC1 binding
Exons: 8
Coding region: 1-660 (219 amino acids)
Biological process (GO): small GTPase-mediated signal transduction
Cellular component (GO): plasma membrane
Molecular function (GO): GTP binding; GDP binding; GTPase activity
Source: RefSeq, a predicted model, not a curated record